GUCACACUGUCUCCGUCAGCUGCCGGAGGAACCUUGUCCGGGGGGAGGCAAACACUGCCUGGAAUGGCAAGAUAAUUUUGGCCGCGCGCAUCCAAGGGGAAUUCAUUUUCAAGACAACCGUACGCAGAUUGCCAUUGAUUGGUCGUUGAUGCAUCCGUAAUCUGUUGUGGGUGCCGUGGUUUUGCGCCCAGUUCAGCCCAAGUUCGACUCGAGCCCGACACUCGACAACCCCGGCCUUCCAAACGCGGAUACUUGUGCGGGGUACCUUGUGUGCAUCUGCCCUACGCGGCUAGCUGCUAUUUUAGUGGAUAGUGACAGCGGCCAUCCGGAGCCACAGGAGUGCCUGUGUAGCAGCAGCCCUGCGCAGAGUCAGGAGUGGAUAAUAUUUCACACGGUUGGUGCGUUAAGUGCGGCUGCGCCGAGAGAGGGACCGCCGCGGCAGACAUCUGUACAGCGACGGGAAAGGAGCCUCACCUCGGACGGACCAUCGGACCCAUGCCCCCCAGGACCGGAGCGCCGCGCAGCGUCCGAGCCUGACCGUGUGACCAGCCCCUCGCGACCCCCGGGAAGGGAGAGGUACACCGUACCGCACACCUGCAGCAAGCCUGGAUGUGGCUUCGCUCCGCAAAAUGAGCUCAGUGAGCGGCGGGAGGUUUGACUUCGACGAUGGUGGGACGUAUUGUGGAGGAUGGGAGGAUGGCAAAGCGCACGGCCACGGCAUAUGCACGGGCCCGAAGGGCCGCGGAGAGUAUUCCGGAUCCUGGUUCCAUGGCUUCGAGAUAAACGGGGUCUACACCUGGCCCAAUGGUAACACCUUCGAGGGCCAGUGGAGCCAAGGCAAGCGCGACGGGCUGGGGGUAGAAACCCGCGGGAGGUGGGUGUAUAGGGGAGAGUGGACGAAGGGCUACAAGGGCAGAUACGGCGCCCGAGAGAGCAAGACGACCGGCGCCAAGUACCAAGGCACCUGGAGUAACGGUCUACAGGAUGGGUACGGCUCGGAAACGUAUGCUGAUGGAGGCACGUAUCAAGGCCAAUGGGUGGCCGGCAUGCGGCAGGGGUACGGCAUCAGGAGCAGCGUGCCGUACGGCAUGGCGUCCGUCAUCAACUCUCCCGUGCGCACCUCGCUGGCCUCGCUGCGGAGUGACCAGGAGAGCAGUGUGGGGGAGGGGGCCCACGAGGCCACCCCCAGCCAAACCAAUCUCCAGGUUUCCGGCGCAAGAGGCGGCUUCGUUCUAAACAUCUUCGACGAGCCUCCGCCAAAGAAAAAGCAAGCCUUCCUUAAGCGCACCAGCAGCAUCAGAAAGUCUUUCCUUUCGGGGUUAAGGAUUCGCAAGAAAGGCAGUGGAAGUAGUCAAGCUAGUCAAACGUCUUACCGCAGUAGUGAAUACAGUGACAUAGAUGUAGAAUCAACAACACCUUCUAGUAUUAGCGGGGUGGAGUCCACGGGCACCACGUCAGAGUACGAAAUGCCGCACAUGGUGGCAGAGGAAAUAGACGCUAACACAACAGAAACUUACAUGGGAGAGUGGAAGAAUGACAAGCGGAGUGGGUUUGGUAUCAGCCAGAGAUCGGACGGACUUAGAUACGAGGGUGAGUGGCUGAACAACAGAAAGCACGGAUAUGGAUGCACCACGUAUCCCAAUGGAGCCAAAGAGGAAGGCAAAUACAAGCACAACUACCUAGUGCAUUCAGGGAAGAAGAAGAACCUGUUCUCGGUGCGUUACGCCAAGAUAAAGGAAAGAGUGGACCAGGCUGUUGAAGCUGCUCUAAAAGCUGCAGAGGUCGCCAGACAGAAGGCAGACAUUGCAGUUUCAAGAACUGCCCACGCGAGGGCAAAGGCCGAACAAGCAGACAUUGCCAGACAACACGCAAGAGAAGAAUCAGACAUUGCACGAUUAGUCGCUCGGCAACUGUCUCCAACCUUCCACCAACCAGGUCUAGAGUACAUAAAGAACAGGGAAGAAGCGGCGGCCAAGGCAGAGGCUGCUGAAACAGCUGAGAUGGCCCUCGCUCAAGCCGCCUCUCCCGCCCAGGCCAGCCCGCGCCCCAGCGCAAGACUCGUCACUCCCGACAUGGCCAGAAAAGCCGGAGCGACAGACGACCAUCCGCUCGAUCAGAAAGGAAACAAGAAGGAGCAGGAUUCAGAGCAGACCACCCCCAAGAGGAAGUUCAGCAUGAAAGCCGUGCAGGAUUGGCUCGGUUCCUCCUUCAAGAAGGAGGAAAAGCCUCCCCCUCCUCCCCAGCCCGAGACAGUGGAGGCCAUGGCCACGGCCAUGGAUGUGGGGAUAUCAGCCGGGCGGCCUGACGUGUAUGAGAACAUAGGCACCAACUUGGAAGCCCCGAAGGUCCCUCCCAAAUUCAAGUAUCUCUUUGGCGACGAAGGCGAGUUUUACGAAGACGAGGGUUACGACGAGUACGGCCCUGCCGCCGACACCACCCCGGAUUCAGGGAUCGGUUUCGAAUCAGAGUCCACGCUACGACACAGGAGGAGAUCCCCACACACAUGUGCAUUAGACGUCUUCGAGCCAACGGUAGAGGAGGCAGCGCCAGUAGGAAAGGACGAAUAUCUGGAGAAGGAAGGAGAGCUGUACUUGGAGGAGGUGCCACCCGGAGAAGAAGGAUAUCCCGAGGAGGAAUAUACAGCUGAAGAUCAAUACUUGGAGUGUCUUUCUGAUUUCUCCCCUGAACUUCCCUCCAAACCUCCCACCCCUGUUAACCACCGCAUCUGUUUAAAUGUACAAAAGCUUAAGAAGAAGGAGUACCCGGAGGAUUACAUCGACACCCCACUGGAGGAGGCAGAGGCAGUGGCAGCGGCAGCCCCGAUGAGUAUGAUACACACGGUGGAGGCGCUAGAACCCGUAACACCGCCGCCCGUAGCAGAACCGGAGCCCAAACCAGUGCCCGAGCCCGAGCCUGCACCAGCAGCAGCGCCCGUCGAGCCCCUGGCUCCGAAUGGGAAGCCGAUCGCUGCCGCCGCCGCCGCCCCAACCGAACAGAACGUCGUGGAUACAACAUGGAAACCAGCGUCAGAGAUUAUGAUGGUAAAGGAGGUGAAUCCGACAGCCCACAUCAUCAUCCUGGUGAUACUGUUGAACAUCGGCUUUGCAGUGCUGUUCUGCCACUUCCUGACGUGAAGACGUCCGAACGACGCGGAGGGACGACUCGGGUGUGACCAAUGGCGACGUGUCAGGGUGGGGUGUACCGGCUCCCAGCAAGAGGGCCCGAUGCCAUGCUCGCAUGGGAAAACAUGACCGCUCUUCACUAUCUGUGCUUGAACCAUCAAGAUCCACCCCAUCACCUGUGACAGCACUGCCUGCAUCGGGCCCUGUUUAUUUUUCUUGUGUAUGCAUUUACAAGAGGAAAAAGAAAGAAAAGACCGCAGGUUCGAAUCACGUCAGAAAAACAAAAUCAUGCUCUGCAUCCAUACUUUUUAUAUAAGAACUAAGAAGACAUGUAUAUUCAUAAAAAAUUCUCAUGCUCUGCCUUGUAAUUUCUCAAACACGACAGAUGAAGAAGACUCUACAUUCGUUCUUGGAAAUAAACAGACUACAAAUCUACAUGUGUAAGUUUUUAUUGCUACUUUGUGAGCCUGUCGAUGAUAAUAUUGGCAUCAUCUCCCACCUGUCCAUCAUGUUUAAGAGACUUUAAGGCCAUGUUGCCUGUUUGGAGAGUGGAAAUAAGAAAGAAUUGGAUUGUGGGAUUUGUGGAGGGUUCUGGGUAACCGAGACCUUUGACCCAGAUGGCCUGUUGUGUUGAACUCUGGGAAGGGAAAAAACGUAGCCAUUUGUAGUCAGAAUAAUAGUUAGACAUAUAUGAAUGAAUAGAACGGUGACAAUGGAAAAAAAUUGAAAUAAAAAUGAAAACCGAAAGGUUUGCCAAGAAAACAUAGUUUUGGGAGAAAAAGAGUGAGAAAAGGAAAUAUUUUUCUGGCCACAAUUCAGAUUCAGACCUAGUCUUUGCCAGUGAUUCUAACUUGCAUGUUGAGUGUUUUUGAAUGGAGAGCUGCCCGCCCUGUGGAUUGCAGCUAGACUUGUUGCCAAAACCUUAGUGUAAGCAAUGGCAAUCCUUUUCUUGUAAAUUCAUUGUUUGCUGCAUCACAGGAAAGUGUCAAGAAGGAAUGUGCUUUGAAUCUUGCACAUUUGUACAGUAUAUUCAAUGAAUUUGUGAAUGGAUUUCUUUGUUACGUUUUUAUACUUGUGGUCCAAAUGUAGUCAUAUCAUGUGCGAAAGCAAAAAAACUCUCUGCCUAGAAUGUAGUUGGACUGCAGAGUUGUACUACUAUACGUGUUGUCAUGCCUCUACCAUGUGCUUAUUCUGAUGUACGUUUAUUUGACACCCUUCUUCCACGCAUAUGUACCUACCUUAUACAGCUGUGCAUGUGUGUCUUAGUUUUGUCGAGAGAGAAAAUAAAAAACGUGCACACUCACUCACUUUGCUGAACCCUUGUAAUCUGGAACACCUGUAUUGUUGUGAGGGUACUUGUAAUGCUUGUCACAGUCAGCUAUCAAACAUGACUGGAUGAUGAACAACGUUGUUAAGUGAGACAAAAAUCAAUCGAGACAGCAUCAAGUCCCCCCUCCCCCUCCCUCGAGUGCUGGUUUUCUGUAUUUACCAUGUGCAAUGUUUUCUGACCUUAUAGACUUUUCAAUCAAUGAUCCAAGAUAGGAGAUGUAUCCAUAGUGGUGUGUUUUCAUGUUGAUGAGCAGCCUAGAUUUACAAACCAGUAGAGGUGUCGAGACAAAAAAUCUUUUCAAAUGGGAACUUUUCAUACAGUACAAUAAGCUGAUUUUCCAGUUAAAGGCAUAUUUUAUAUGUCUUUAGUGUAUGGAAUUCUAGUCUCCAUGUAAAUAAAGGUUAUGCAGGUGCAGUUUACAUGA
Branchiostoma belcheri (Belcher's lancelet) is the source of this 4876-nucleotide messenger RNA. RefSeq names its product junctophilin-1-like. The coding region runs from base 630 to 3134 and encodes 834 amino acids. Gene Ontology annotation, cellular component: plasma membrane; endoplasmic reticulum membrane; junctional membrane complex. The transcript has 9 exons. The record is from RefSeq and is a predicted model, not a curated record. Lineage: Eukaryota; Metazoa; Chordata; Leptocardii; Amphioxiformes; Branchiostomatidae.